This is a messenger RNA of Neogale vison (American mink), 2363 nucleotides long. It is a transcript of the gene PROKR1, whose product is annotated as prokineticin receptor 1. The record is from RefSeq and is a predicted model, not a curated record. Gene Ontology annotation, cellular component: membrane. Gene Ontology annotation, molecular function: neuropeptide Y receptor activity. Bases 334 to 1515 code for a protein of 393 amino acids. Lineage: Eukaryota; Metazoa; Chordata; Mammalia; Carnivora; Mustelidae. The transcript has 2 exons. Gene Ontology annotation, biological process: neuropeptide signaling pathway.
ACGUGGUUUUCAUUCAUUUGUUUUCUCUCCCUGGUUCCUUUAUUUCCACUCCAUCACUCAAUGUUCCUUCUGAGCAGGUGGCUAAUGGGUCUGCUGGAGUUACAGGAUGGUUUUAAAUUUGGCCAGUUCUACUCACAUGUGUAGCCAACUAUUUGUAUGUCUCUCAAAGGCUUAGAAUGGAGCUCGGAUACUGUACCCCAAGGAUGCUGGCAGAUAUACUCUGACUCAUUAAAGGAGAAGUGAGUGUAAGCAGAGAGGGGAGAAGACAUCAGCUGCCCACACAUCACCUCAGAGGAAUUCUAAGCAGUGUUGUUUAGAGUACCACUUGGCCAGAUGGAGAUCACCACAGGGGUCAUGGAUGAGAAUGCCACCAACACCUCCACCGACUUCCUUUCUGUGCUUGCCUCCCAUGGGGUCCAAGCUGCUCCGUUCCCAUUCAACUUCAGCUAUGGUGACUAUGAUAUGCCUUUGGAUGAAGAUGAGGAUGUGACCAAUUCCCGUACUUUCUUUGCUGCCAAGAUUGUCAUUGGUAUGGCCCUCGUGGGCAUCAUGCUUGUCUGUGGCAUGGGCAACUUCGUCUUCAUUGCUGCUCUGGCCCGCUACAAGAAACUGCGCAACCUUACCAACCUGCUCAUCGCCAACCUGGCCAUCUCUGAUUUCCUGGUGGCCAUCGUCUGCUGCCCCUUUGAGAUGGAUUACUAUGUGGUGCGCCAGCUGUCCUGGGAGCAUGGCCAUGUCAUGUGCGCCUCUGUCAACUACCUGCGUACUGUCUCUCUCUAUGUCUCCACCAAUGCCCUGCUGGCCAUCGCCAUCGACAGAUAUCUGGCCAUCGUCCACCCGCUGAGACCCAGGAUGAAGUAUCAAACAGCCACUGGCUUGAUUGCCUUGGUGUGGAUGGUGUCCAUCCUUAUCGCCAUCCCUUCUGCCUACUUCACCACUGAAACGGUCCUCAUCAUCGUCAAGAGCCAAGAGAAGAUCUUCUGUGGCCAGAUCUGGCCGGUGGACCAGCAGAUCUACUACAAGUCCUACUUCCUCUUCAUCUUUGGCGUCGAGUUCGUAGGCCCCGUGGUCACCAUGACCCUGUGCUACGCCAGGAUCUCCCGCGAGCUGUGGUUCAAGGCGGUGCCGGGCUUCCAGACGGAGCAGAUCCGAAAGCGCCUGCGCUGCCGCCGGAAGACCGUGCUCGUGCUCAUGGGCGUCCUCAGCGCCUACGUGCUGUGCUGGGCGCCCUUCUACGGCUUCACCAUCGUGCGCGACUUCUUCCCCACCGUGUUUGUCAAGGAGAAGCACUACCUCACCGCCUUCUACGUCGUCGAGUGCAUCGCCAUGAGCAACAGCAUGAUCAACACUCUGUGCUUCGUGACUGUUAAGAACAACACCGUCAAGUACUUCAAGAAGAUCAUGCUGCUCCAUUGGAAGUCUUCCUACAAUGGGAGUAAGUCCAGCGCAGACCUUGAUCUUAAAACCACAGGGGUACCGGCCACCGAGGAGGUGGACUGCAUCAGACUGAAAUAACCUGAUGGACCUUUCAAAGUUUAAACAAAGACCUUUGCGACAUCAACCGGUGUCCUGGGAUACAAACCAUCAACCAAGAACCCUUGGUUUGCUGCAGAGGGCAGAGUGCAUGGACGAGGGUGCGAACACCGUGCUCAAGGAACUCAGCAUUUCUAAACCUGAUGUGACUAGAUACCAGCACCAGUGGCCAACACUCACUGAAAAUCUCGUUUGUGCAGAGUAGGCACUGGUGAAACUUAUGUAUGUUGACAACAUUUAAUUGGCAGAAAGAAAUAAGGAUUAAGCCAAGAAAAAUACUGGGGCAUAGAGAGUCUGAAAUGAGAGACUCUCCGGAGGGGAACCCAAGUAGGCAUCUAGGACUGUGGUACAUGUGGUACAUGUGUUUGUAGGGUGGUCUAUCUGACCAUCUCAGCUACUCAUCAGGUACUGAUGUAGCCCAUCUCUAGGAUUGUCCUUAGGCUUGAGUUCACUCCUAACGUUUGUGGGGUUGGAGCAAGAAUGCAAAACAGGCUCCUACGUCUUUAUUCUCAUCCGUUUAUUCUCAUCUCUGUUCCUGACUUUCACUGGAAGGAGCCUUACAUGCAUGCAUAUGGACACCACAAUAUGCAUGGGCAAGUUCUGUCCAAACCCUCUUCCCCAGCACUGAUCCAUGGCUACCCCUUGGGCUUAUGGCUGUGCCCAUACAUAGUGAGACUCAUUAUCAGGAGAAGCCACACAGACCCUAGAAACCAUUACCUAGAAAUCAAAGUAUUAAGGGGUUUCGGGUAUCUUGACUUGUCCCAGGGAAGGCUUAGGCUCAGGAUGAAUAUGUUCUCUUGGCUCCAUGGACUUCUCAUCUCAUGGAGAGA